Messenger RNA from Mizuhopecten yessoensis (Yesso scallop), 4135 nucleotides. Its product is annotated as sodium bicarbonate transporter-like protein 11. The record is from RefSeq and is a predicted model, not a curated record. The transcript has 22 exons. Gene Ontology annotation, molecular function: solute:inorganic anion antiporter activity. Lineage: Eukaryota; Metazoa; Mollusca; Bivalvia; Pectinida; Pectinidae. Gene Ontology annotation, cellular component: basolateral plasma membrane; plasma membrane. The coding region runs from base 552 to 3329 and encodes 925 amino acids. Gene Ontology annotation, biological process: monoatomic ion homeostasis; monoatomic anion transport; transmembrane transport.
UUACUAGUAGGUCUGACAAGUCUGUCUAGACAUUUUAUCGCUGAUAUUAUACAUAAAUAUAAAAUUAGGAUUGAUUCUUUUUAGACUUCCGUAUAGUACGGAUAUCGCAAGGCAUUAUUACACUAAAGGAAAGUAUAACGAUAUUACACUAGGUUUUAGACGGGAAGUAUAAGAAUAACACGAUUUAAAAAAGGGAUUUGGGACUGGUGUUUCUGGGAUGAAUCCUGGAGUCUAAAGAUGGCAAAUCUGUACAGUUUAAAAAAACAUUCGUGUGUCUUUCAGACUCUACGCAAACGGAUUUCGUACUGAUUUUAAGGCAUUAUUGCAGGAUUGUGAUUAUCCCUACACCUCGUCCCUGCAGACACACAUUCAGGCAGUGAAAUUAAAAAGAAUAGCUGUUGUUGCAGCUUGAAAAACUCCCAGGCUGGUUUAGCACAAAUUGACAUAGAUGGCUACAAAAUGUGCUGAAUUUAGUACUUAGAGAUGGAGACACUUUAAAGCAUAAUCAACAUGAGAACUUUGGAGUAGGAAACUCAAGACUGACAAAGGGCAUGGAUUUACCGCCACGCAAUACUGAAGAUAGCCAGGGGGUGGAGUUAAAACAUGUUAACAUAGUUACACCAAAUGCGGAGUGUCGGGAGAAUCUGGCAUUUACAAUUGAAUCUGAGGAUCGGGGUCCUCCACCCUACAGUAAUGGACACAAAUACACUCCUUCACACAACACUAAACCCCGGGCUGACUGGGUAAGCAGCAGUGCUAAUGGUCAUAUUACCACAAUUAAUAUACCCCCAAUAUCAACUCAAGAUGCAGAAGGUGGAGGAUUAUCUCCCCCUGAUGCAGGCGGGGGUAGACGGCGCCACCGGAGUGAAGGGGCACUCAACACACUGACCAUCACUAACAAUGCAGCAUCGCCAAAGUCAAACAAUCUGCUGGAUCCAAACCGUAAAAACUCCAUGUACGAGAGCCGAAGCACGAUCAGUGGCGUGAAAUUUGAUGACUCUUUUAUUGAAGAUAACAAGAGUUUUGACUACGGGUCUGAUUCGGACGGCGAUGAGAACGGCCUGACCCUGAUGUACUCCCGGCACGAGAAACUGCCCCUGAAGGACUUCUCUCUAGAGAUACGUGCGGCUAUGGACAUCCAGCGUUUCCUCAACAAUACAGUGCUCCUGUUGGACCUCAACAAAAUCAGUAUGGACGAAAUCAUUGAUGAAAUCCUUCACAAGAUGCUGGAUGGGACAGAGAGCGAGGUCAGCUUUGACCAGGCCCGGUCAGCUCUGUUUACACACGACUACGUGCACAUGCUGAGUCGGACAUUACAGUGUACCAGUAUAUCAGAGGGCGGAGGGUUUGACUACGACCAGAACUGGAUAUGCGCCAUGGCUAGUGUGCCGUCCAUUCUGACACGUCACGUGGGCAUCGCAAGGCUCCGCACCGCAGCUAAUCUGGGCACCAGUAGUCAGGAGGUGUACUUUAUAAUAGUAGUCCUCACUCCUAUAAAAGAGAAAGGAACUAAGAAUGAGUUAGAGACUGGACGAACAUUUUCCACAAUUUUCUCGGAUCUUGAUUUUCGUCUGAAUCUACUUGCUGCAACCACUGAAGAUGAGUUCAAGUCGAUCCUAGAACAGCACACCAAGGAGCUGGCUGACCGUCAGAUGAGUCUGACCAACAAAGUUACUUUGUACGACACUGAUAGUAGCAAGGGAGGUUGCAAGUGUGGUAUUUUCAAGGGUAUACGGGACGAUCUGCGUCGACGCUUCCCUCACUACAUAUCUGAUUACAAAGAUGGGAUCUUUGGACCAAAGACAAUUCAGAAGACUUUAUCUACAACACUGUUCCUCUACUUCGCCUGUCUCAUGCCCUCCAUUGCCUUUGGGGUCCUCAACGCAGAAAACACAGAUAAUGUGCUAACGGUGGAGAAGGUUCUGUACUCACAGACGUUUGGUGGCCUGGUGUUUGCUGUGUUUGGAGGGACGCCACUCAUUGUCUUACUCACCACAGCACCCCUCGCUCUCUACACAAAGAUUAUACACAGUAUCUGUGAGGAGUUCGACCUUGACUUCCGAGCAAUGUUUGCCUGUGUUGGUAUAUGGAACAGCUUCUUCCUCUUCCUGUAUGCUGCAUUUGAUCUCAGUGUCCUCAUGCAGUGGUCAACAAGAUCCUCUGAGGAAAUCUUUGCUCUAUUUAUCGCUAUAGCUUUCUGUGUAGAUGCCUUUAAAAAUACAGCAAAAAAUUUUGGGGAUCAUUACAACAUUCCAAAUUGCAACUCUGCGGGUGCGUCAGCCUCUGGGUUGGCCGCCGUCAGUAAUGCGACAGGCAAUAUGUCUGCCAACAUAUCGGAUACGAUAGUGGGAGCCACUAGGGACUGUGAGCAUGAUAUCAGCCUUCUCUACCUACUCCUACUGCUGGGCACUCUCUGGCUCGGAGUGAUGCUCUACAACUUUACCAAGACGCCUUACCUGAAUGCAGGCAAGAGAGAACUGUUAGCUGACUACGCCCUGCCAGUGUCGGUGGUCAUCAUGAGCCUUAUUGGUGCUUUGGCUUUUAAGGAUGUUGACCUUGGUAAGAGUUUUGAUGGAGUAGGCCACGGGUUCUCCAUCUUCAGUCUUGUCCCCUUCCACAAACUGUCGUGGGGGGCUGUGCUGGGUGGCAUGGGACUCGGCUUCUGUCUCUCACUCCUCUUCUUCAUGGACCAGAAUAUUUCCGCGGCACUGGUCAAUUCUCCCCAGAACAAGAUGAAGAAGGGCACCUCCUACCACUGGGACCUAGUCGUUGUCGCUAUCAUUAAUUUGCUUCACAGCCUGGUGGCGUUUCCCUGGGUGCAUGCUGCACUCCCACACUCCCCUUUACAUGUCCGUGCCCUGGCUGACGUAGAGGAACGGGUCGACCAGGGCCAUAUAUACCAGAUAAUAGUGAAGGUGCGUGAGACGAGGCUGACGGCCAUUUUGUCCCAUAUCCUCAUCGGUCUGUCUCUGCUUUUCAUGGAUGCCCUGUCCUUCAUCCCCACCCCAGUCCUGUAUGGCCUCUUCCUCUAUGUGGGGGUUACCUCCCUUGAUGGAAACCAGAUGUUUGAGAGGAUUAUGCUGCUAUUCACAGAACAAUCUGCUUAUCCCCCAAACCAUUACAUCCGCCGUGUGCCACAGAGGAAGAUGCACUCAUUCACCCUGCUACAGCUUCUUCAGCUCGUUGUCCUCUGUGGAUUUGGCUUUGCGCCCUAUCCCUACCUCAAGAUGUUUUUCCCUGUCCUCAUUUUCCUCCUCAUUCCUCUAAGACACAAAGUUAUUCCUCACGUAAUAGAACAUAAAUACCUGAAGGCUAUGGACAGUCACUAAACCAGUCUGAAGGAGUGAACAGCAACUUACGCGGAAAGGAAGUUACUACACAUAUCUGUGGCCUGAACAAAUUUAUACUUGAAUGUGGCAUUAAUAUGGCUUGAGGAUUGAGUAUCCUUUCUACCUUGUACUUAAGAGUGAGCGGGUUGGACAGGUGUUUGUCAGAUGUGUUCAGUGGACAAGAUGACUUUGUGUAUUAGAUGUGUUCGGUAGACAAGAGGACAUCAUCAGCAUUGAUUUAACAACUUACAUUGAUACAAGCUGAAUGCUGACACAGUCAAACCUGAUUGUAUUAAGGAUAUUUUAGUCACAGGAAGUCAAUUAUGUUCUUUGUGGUUUUAAUGACAAAUUGUGUAUAUUUGUGUAUAUAUUUGUUUUAUGUAUAUAAAUCCUUUGUUGGUAUAUAUUUAUACAUGUGCAGAUGUUGGUUGCUGUGUAUAUUUUUAGGAUCUACUGGUAGUACUAGAUGAUCUUGUUGUAUUUUGAGAUAUUUUAAAGUCAUAAUUUUUACAUUGUUACAAAAUAAGCCAAGUCUAUGAUAAGGUGCUACAUUGUGUUUAUAAGGACAGUUUUAUUCUAGUUUCUAUACAGAUAACAGUUCACCAUGUGUUGUCUAUCAAGACACAUAUAAAGUUACUAGACAAUACUUUAUAUACAGAAGGGUUAACGAAAGAAUUUUAAAUUGUACAGACUCAUUUUUACACUGAUAUUGUCUUGUUGAAGUUUACUUGAUAAUAUUAAUAAUAAUAUACAACAUUUGAUAUAGCGCCCUAUCUAGCUAACAUAAGCCAUUCUAAAGCACCUUA